Molecule: messenger RNA, 1615 nt
Organism: Manihot esculenta (cassava)
Lineage: Eukaryota; Viridiplantae; Streptophyta; Magnoliopsida; Malpighiales; Euphorbiaceae
Product: serine/threonine-protein phosphatase 7 long form homolog
Exons: 3
Coding region: 299-1615 (438 amino acids)
Biological process (GO): meristem maintenance; meristem development
Source: RefSeq, a predicted model, not a curated record
GGUAUAUAACAUAGUAAUACAUAGCACAUACAGUCCGCAUAUUAAAAUUAUAACACAUCUAAUUGUAAAUAACAUAACAAUACAAUUAGUUGCCACCACAAGUAUUAAAAUGUGACAGUAGAUAACAGUUACUCUUCAUCAGACAUCUCUUCAUCAGAUGCAUAAUUUGGAUUAUUCAUUAUAUUUCUUAUCUCAGCUUCUGUGAGCUCAUAAUUUGGAUUAUUCAUUGCAUGUGACUUCUCUGAUAAAAUUGCAUGUUACUCGUACUUAUGUUUUUAAUAAAAAUUAUCAUCAAUUUAUGACAUAUUUAUUAACAUUUUAUUUCACAGAUAUGACGGGCAGACAAAAUUAUCAUGAUUACACGAGUCUGGGCCCUCUUGACCAGUCUUUAUUGACACAACAGCAGUCUCAUGGAUCACAGUCGGUUUGGAAUGAGGAGAUUGAAAAUGAGCCACUACUUUGUAGGCAAUCAGCGAGUGUUUUGAAGCAGAAUUUCCACCCCCGUAUUGAAGCCUAUCUCAGAAUUUCUGGAUUCUAUGGUGCUGUCAAAUUAGGCUACUUUUCACUGGAUCAUCAUUUAAUUACAUCACUGGUUGAGAGAUGGCGUCCUGAAACACACACAUUUAUGAUGCCAGUGGGAGAGUGUACAAUUACUCUCCAGGACAUCUGUGUUAUUUCCGGCCUACCUAUUGAUGGAGAUGCUGUUGUAGGUAAUUCUAUUAUCAAUUGGAUGAUGUACUGUCAAAAUACUUUAGGACUCGUACCUCCCACUAAUAUUAUGCAGGGUAGCUCAUUGCCAUUAAGUUGGUUAGUCGAAAAUUUUAAUGAGCUACCAGAUGAUACUGAUGAAGAAGUGAUGGUGUGGGAGCCAUAUUCCGAUGAACUCCUUGCAUCAUUGCCAUUAUAUUGCAUGCAAGGACGUGAUAUUUGGAGAGCAGUGGUUCCCUUGAUAUGCUUCCACGUGGUAGAAUGGCAUCAACCUGAUAGAGUGUUGCGCCAAUUCGGGAUGCAACAACCAAUACCACAUCCACCAUACCAGCCAGCUGAUCUUCAUAACACAUCUCUAUUAUCAUCCGACAGUAAUUGGAUUACAAUUCAUGCACAUUGGAUUGCCAUUUGGGAAGAUAGAUGGCAAAGGUUGGUUGAAGCAGCACCAUUACAUGGGCCACUACAUUAUCAUUCAGAGUACCUCGAAUGGUAUAGACGAGUUUCUCAUCGAUGGAUAUCGCAUCGUGGUGCAGCUAUUGGCACUAUGGUAAAUCUUAUUGAAAGACAAACAACAGCAAUGUUCUAUGCCAUGGAAGAAGAGAAACGAAUAACAAAGAUACUUCCACCACAGCCAGCACCUCGGGCGCAACCUAUGCCAAAUGACCCUGAAGAGCCUGUUGACCCGCCGAGGAGGCCUAGGCGUAGACGUAGCUCUCGCCAACAAGCUAAUCCUGAUGUAUAUACUAUUGUCCCGGCAAAUGUCAUUAUUCCGGCACCCGUUUAUUCCACACUCAUCGAUCAUUUGGUGAGAUUGGACAGUAUUCAGCAGGACCUAGUGUUCCACAAGAAGGUGUAUCACAAUAUACAACGUGGAUACAUGGUAGUUAUAUGCCACCACCUCAUAUAA